GGCGGCGUCGGCGUGAUGGGGCUGAGGGCUGCGGCGGAGUAGCCGCGGCGUGUGGUCGUGUGGACCUCGCUGUCUGUUCCGACGGCUCGGGUCUCGGGGUCUUUGAGAGCCGUCGGAGGGUGCGGAGAGAGCCUAGGAUCGCCGUCCGCCGCCAGUCCCCGGCAUGUCGGCCGAGGCUUCGGGCCCGGCGGCGGCCGAGGCCCCGUCCCUGGAAGCCCCCAAGCCCUCGGGUCUCGAGCCUGGCUCCGCCGCCUACGGUCUCAAGCCGCUCACCCCGAACAGCAAGUACGUGAAGCUGAAUGUGGGCGGCUCGCUGCACUACACCACGCUGCGCACCCUCACGGGACAGGACACCAUGCUCAAAGCCAUGUUCAGCGGCCGCGCGGAGGUGCUCACUGACGCGGGAGGUUGGGUGCUGAUUGACCGGAGCGGCCGCCACUUUGGUACAAUCCUCAACUACCUGCGGGAUGGGUCCGUGCCACUGCCUGAUAAUACCAGAGAACUGGGGGAGCUACUAGGCGAAGCACGCUACUACCUGGUACAGGGUCUGAUUGAGGACUGCCAGCUAGCAUUGCAGCAAAAAAGGGAGAACCUGUCCCCGCUGUGCCUCAUCCCCACGGUGACAUCUCCCCGGGAGGAGCAGCAGCUCCUGGCCAGCACCUCUAAGCCCGUGGUGAAGCUCCUGCACAACCGCAGUAACAACAAGUAUUCCUACACCAGCACUUCGGAUGACAACCUCCUUAAGAACAUUGAGCUGUUUGACAAACUGGCCCUGCGCUUCCACGGGCGGCUGCUUUUCCUCAAGGAUGUACUGGGGGACGAGAUCUGCUGUUGGUCCUUCUACGGGCAGGGCCGCAAAAUCGCCGAGGUGUGCUGCACCUCCAUUGUCUAUGCCACGGAGAAGAAGCAGACCAAGGUGGAAUUCCCAGAGGCCCGGAUCUUUGAAGAGACCUUGAACAUCCUGAUCUACGAGACUCCCCGGGGCCCAGACCCAGCCCUCCUGGAGGCCACAGGGGGUGCAGCCGGAGGUGGUGGGGCAAGCCGAGGGGAGGACGAGGACAACCGUGAGCACCGGGUCCGCAGGAUCCACGUCCGGCGCCACAUCACCCAUGAUGAGCGUCCCCAUGGCCAACAGAUUGUCUUCAAGGACUGAGCUUUGACCUUUCUCUGUCUUCCACCUGCCACCAGAACACAGUUCCUCUCUCUCUCCCUCCCCUUCCCUGACUUUUGCCCCCGGCUUUGCUGGCCAAGUCGUGGGUCCUCUUCUUGUCCCUUUUCCAUUCUUUUGCAUCUCACUGCUAAUGGCACGGUACAUUCCAGCCCCUUCCUCAUUCACAACUCUUCAGAAGGCCUACAUUUGUCCCCUCAUCCCAUCCUUUUCCUGCUAUCUUCCCUCUCCAGCUGGUUUAUAAUGAUUUAGAAUUCCCUUUUUUUUCUUUCUUUCUCUCUUUUCAGCACAUUGUACAUGCCAAAGUGUCAUGCCAGCCGUUCCUGACACCUACCAUGUUCUGAGCCGCCUCCCCGUUGUGCAGGGUAGUUUCUCUCCCUCCUCCUUCCCCCACCCCUUUAACUUUGUACUAGGCUGGCCUGGGCUUACACCAGCUCAGCCAUCUUCGCAAUCUAUUUCAUAUUAUUUAUUUUAAUUUUCUAUUAAAUUAUUGGAAUAAAGUUGA
Messenger RNA from Nyctereutes procyonoides (raccoon dog), 1673 nucleotides. RefSeq names its product potassium channel tetramerization domain containing 13 (gene KCTD13). The transcript has 6 exons. The record is from RefSeq and is a predicted model, not a curated record. The coding region runs from base 164 to 1153 and encodes 329 amino acids. Gene Ontology annotation, molecular function: ubiquitin-protein transferase activity; protein binding. Gene Ontology annotation, biological process: negative regulation of Rho protein signal transduction; proteasome-mediated ubiquitin-dependent protein catabolic process; protein homooligomerization. Lineage: Eukaryota; Metazoa; Chordata; Mammalia; Carnivora; Canidae. Gene Ontology annotation, cellular component: Cul3-RING ubiquitin ligase complex.